GCGGACUUUCAUAGUAUAUGGACAAAAAAGAUUUGAUUUCUCUAAAGUGUUCUUUAUACAAUUAGUUCAGUCAAAAGAGAAUUAGAUAUUUGUACAAACUUUAAGGUAAAAGAAGUAUUACGAAAUUGAUAUAUGGAUAUACAAGCUUAUUCUAGGGGACGGACUCUCUACUAAAUGAUGUUGAUGUUAUUUCUAACAUACAAAGCAUCCGGACCCGACGACAUAAGUCAUCGUAUGUUAAAAGAGAGACAGCAUCCUCAGAUAUUUUAUAGAUAGAAGAGGCUUUCCAGAUGUUUCAAUUAUUCAGCAAAACUGGGUAAAAUAUUCUUUAAACAGAAGUUUGUUUCCAAACAAUGAUGACACUAUUUUGAAGAAGGCGAAAUUCAUUUAAGGCUACCUUUCUUGUAUCAGAAAUAUACUGUGUGUUUAAACUGAGGUCAAGUGUAUUUGAAAUUAUGGGAACAUUAUUCUCUUCGCUGAAAAAACGAAAUGAAGAAAACUAUGUCACUAAAAGAAAGAGCCCUCACUUGUCAAGUAGUACGAUAUUAGGUAGAAGUGUAAAAGAAAUAGAUAUGUCAGUGGCGCAAAGAAGAAUAUUAGUUUUUCAAAAUGCUGUUCCUGAUUCAACAGCUUACACGAUUACAAUAGCUUUAAGCAAUGAUACAAAUAUAGAACCAGAACCUAUUUUGAAAGAACUGGUAAGACGUCACCCAAUACUGUUGGCAUCUUAUAACCCUACAAGGAACGUUUUAUCGAUUGCCAUAGAAAAUAUAUCUACUGUUAUAAGUCCAUUUGUAACAGUAAACAGUACAUCCGAAUUGAAAAAGUAUAUAGAUGAAACUAUACCAGCAUUUAAUAUGACAGACGGAGUGCUGUCACAAAUGAAAGUCAUCGCUUGUGGAAAGACAAAAAUGUUUGUCAUUCACGUGCAUCAUAUAAUUGCUGAUGAAGUUACAGUUCAAAAUAUGAAAACUACUUUAGAACAGUUACUUCAGAACCCGCCAUCUAAUGUUCAGUUUGAUACAGAAGAUCUGUUUUUAUGUUCCACGGCAACUGAGUCUGAAAAAGAGUAUAUCUUGUCAGAAGAUUUUGCAGCCGACAAAUUGUUCUGGGAAAAGGAAUUUGAGGAUUGCCCAGAUUCGUCGUCUUUAAGUUUCAGACACAUUUCUGAUAUAAGCGACUUCGAAGCUCAUACAGCAAAUACAGUCCUUUCUUUUUUAUCUGAUAGCAGUCAACAAAUACUUGAAAGGUUCCUUAAAUUACAUGGACUAACAAAAUUUCAGGUCUUCUUGGCAUUGUUUGUCUUAGUUCUUCAACGGUAUCUUGGAAGUCCAGACGUUUUAGUUGCGAUACCAGUAUCAACUCGUGAUGCUCAAACUACGACAGUUGAUGGUCUGUUUGUGAACAUGGUCUUAUUUAGGUAUACAAUUAACCUGAAUGAUUCGUUUGAAGAACAUGUUUUAAAUGUUGCCCGAAGAUGGUUGACAGUUUUUAAACAUUCUAGAUACCCACUGGAAAAGGUGAGUGAAAUGAUCUGGUGCAAAAAUGGCAAAAACCUCGAAUGUUUAUGCAGAGUUAUGUUCAUUUAUAAAGCGUUUAGUUCUGACAAAGAAGAAAUGAGAAUACACGCGAAACAUGCAAAAACGGAGUUUCUUAUUGAAAUCUCAGACGAAAUAGAAGGUGGCAAAAUACAUUGUGAAUAUGCAGAAAAACUGAUAGACCAAGGAAUAUCAAAACGUCUCGUUCAAACUCUGAGAGAUGUUUGCAAUAACUUCAACACACUUGGUGAGCGGAAGUUAAGAUUUAUAGAGUUUUUGACAGAAGAAGAGAUGACAAUACUAGAAGACUUUACAGAAACGGAGAAAAUUGACCAAGCUAAAGAAUCAGUCUAUGAAAUGUUUUUCAGAAACACAAAAACUGCACCAUCAAAGACAGCCCUUGUACACAAAGGAAAGAAGUUUACUUACAGUGAUAUAUUGGAUCUAUCAGAUGGCAUAGCAUUACAAAUAUUAAACUGCGUUGACUUUAACCGUAUUGAAGCCCAACCCAUACUAUUACUGAUGGAGAAAAACGAGAUUGCAAUAUCGGCUAUAUUUGCAAUUUGGAAACUUGGCGGAUUUUUCAUGCCUAUAUCAGUUCUGCAUGUACCUUCAAUAACAGAAGCAAUAGAAAAGGCCAAUCCAUGCCUUAUUCUAUUGAACGACGAUCGAUUUGAGAAAGAAGCCUCGAAUUCAAAAUGUAAUAUAGUAUGCCUGAAAAAGAGUUUGGGUCGUUCAGUGUCAGCGUUUCACGCUUACAAGCAACCGUUUGAUCGUGAUUUAAGAAAGCCCGCAUACUUGAUUCAGACGUCUGGGUCAACUGGAAAACCCAAACAUAUCAAGAUUUCACAGAUGAGUUUAUCUAUUGUUGCUGCAGCUUGGAUAAACGUGUAUGAGCUUCAAACGACUGACGUAAAUGUCUUGCAAUGGGCGCCGUUGUCUUUUGAUGUCUUUAUAGGAGAUAUUGUCAGAGGUAUGUGUGGCACAGCAGGAAAAGUUUGUAUCUGUCCUGAAGAAAAUCGCCUUGAAAUAGACUACAUAAAGGAUAUGAUAAAAACAGAGCAGAUAACAUUGGCAGAAUUUACGCCUCAAUUUUCAUUGACUCUUGUAGAACAUUCAAAUGCGGAAGAAUUAAAUUCUUUGAAGAUAUUGAUUUUAGGAUCUGAUGUCCUUCAAACGGAGGUUUAUAAAAAAGUAAAAAAUUGUCUACAUAGAGACCAACGCCUCUUAAAUAGUUAUGGAAUGUCAGAAGCUACCAUUGACUCCUCUUAUUUUGAGGGAGAAAAUUUACCAAUCACAAGAGGAGGAACAGUACCUAUUGGAAAACCGCUUCCUGGAGUCAGAAUGAAAGUUCUUGAGCCUGAAACGCUUCGGCCAUGCCCUGUUGGAACGUUGGGUGAAUUGUUUAUUGGUGGUCGUGUUCUAGGGUCUGGUGACACUGACGUCGUAACGCUUCCUUCAGGUGAAGUGAUGCUUAAAACCAACGAUCGUGCGUGUUGGCUUCCAUCAGGAGAUUUAGAACUUUUUGGACGACUGAAUUCCGUAUGUAAACUAAGAGGCUUCCGCAUUUGUACAACAGAAAUCGAAAAUACCAUUUUGAUGACCUGUAGCUUUGUAGGAGAAGUUACUGUGGCCGUUCUCACGACUGGAAGAAAUGGAAGCGAAAUGCAGCUCCUCUGUGCGUUUGUUGUGUUGGAAAAUCGUCAAGAGCUGACUGAUACCGGUAAACGGAAGAUAGUUCAGUCCGUAAAGGCCCGGCAUCCAUAUUACAUGGUGCCUGAUUUGAUCACAGCUGUUGAUAGGAUUCCUUUAACUACUAAUGGAAAAGUAAAUCAUACCGCUUUACCAUCGGUAGUGGAUUUAUUACACAGUCCAAACACUGAUGAAGAGACUGAACUUUCGGAAACUGUCGUCAUUUUGAGGCAAAUAUUUGCUGACAUACUGGGACUGGAUUCCUCACUGGUAGACACCAGACGUACAUUUUUUGAACAAGGGGGCAAUUCUUUGCUACUUGUGCAGUUUCAUUCACUGAUUAAACGGAAAACAGAUUAUGACAUUUCACUAGCAGAUAUAUUUUCGUAUCCAUCAUUGAAAAGCCUUGCUGAUUCCAUAGAAGACAAAAUGACACAAACGAAGAACUUAAACAACGACACUUAAACUAUGAAAUUCAACAUUCGAUUUUAGGAGUUGGUCUUAGAACACUAUCUAUAUUUUGGAAGGUAUGUAAAUAAAAAAGACAUGUAGCAGGCCGUUUUGCACUGAAUAUAAGCAAGAGGUUUUGAACUGUUUUCCACAUUGUUCGCUUUUAGAGAACUCAGAACUCGUUAGACUUGACUUUUCUAUACAUUAUAGACUAGUUCCUCAUAAAAUAAAAUUGAAAGAUGUUGGUAUUUCAUGACUUUUAGUUCUUUCAGUGUAACAUAUUUUAUUGAACUGUAUUGACAGGAUUUUUCUUGAUGAAAAUUUUCUUAUUUAAUAAAGUUUGUUUGAACAAGCAAUAACUUAAGACCGGAUAUGAAAUGUUAGUGUUACAAUCAGUUAAAGAAGUACUGCUUGUUUUAUGAAGAUAAAUGUUAUCAGCACUACGUCAAUACAUCAGCAUUUAAUAUUACCAACAACAAACAUGUCUUUUUUCAUGCUUUUUUUCUUUUCUUUUCAUUUCUUUGCUAUGCUGUUUAUUUUUUCAAGUUAGGCUGAACUUUUCUCAUACCCUUUGUAUCUUUAAGUUAAGUUUUGAAGUUUCAAACAACUGAAUGACUCUAAUUUAUCUACCUACCAAGGGAACGACCUGACUGUAAAUCAUUACAGGGCAAAUUUAUUCAAAAUUCAUUUUAAUAAUAGCAUUUACCUGCAUUUCAAAACAUCAAUACCGGUAUAUGAUUUAUGUUUGCAUGUUUUCAUUGUAUGUUUUAGUUCUGUUAUGUCAUGUAUGAAAAUAGGUCAUCUUAUGUAUAGAUAUACACUGAAACGCUUAUAAAAUCGCAAUUUUGUUUGAAGCCAAUAUUUAAAGUAAACUGUAUAAUAACAAGAUAGUUUUCAGGCCUAUUACGUACGGCGUUUUAAGUUUAAUUUGAAAUCAGUCCUGUGUGAAAGUGUAUUCGUGAUUUAACGGUAAAACUACCGUUUUUGCGAUCAAUCUGCGACGCAUUAGAAGUUAUAUAUGCAGUUGAUAUGAGAAAAAAAAUCUUUUACAACUGCCGAACCAGAAAAAGCUUUUCAUUCAAACAUAUACUAUACGUAUCAUUCACUGAAAUAGUUCAUCAUUUCUUAUCAAAUAUAUAUUGCUAAAUACAAAGCUCACUGUGUAUGUAGGGCUACAUCUUAAUGUUAUAAUAGUCGUAAAUUAAAAAAGAUGUCAUUGUUUAGUAGAAGUAAAAAUUCAUACUAUGGUUAAAUACACAAGAAAAGUUACUGGCGUUUGCUGAUCUGACUAGAUUAUCAAUUGAAAGCUGUUAUUUUAACGAAUUGUGUGCCAUUUUGUGAUUUUAAUACAGAAACGUGAAAAGAUGAUGUUACUUCAUGAAGCAACGAUGCCGUACAUUGCUAAUUCCGGACAUAAAAUUUUAUCAAAAACUUUUCUUCAAACUGAUGUUAUUGUGCGUUUCUCAAGCAUUUCAGUGCACUGUAUUCAUUUAUUUGAAGUAUUAACUCCGACUAAAUCAAAGUCAUUUAUGACAGGCAAUUUAUUGAAUGUUCAUUUUUAAUACUGAGAUGCAUUUACUGUAAACAAAGGAGUUAACACCAUCGCUUUCUUUCAAGUGUUACAAUUUUAAUGGAAUUUGUUAUGACUUAUGAGUUAAUAUUUUUGUCGUUCAUUUAAUAUUUCUUCUGAUCUGUGUUCCUUACCUGACUGUAUGUUAAUAUCUAUGAAUGUACUUUGAUGUAUUUACAUAUAGAUCUAUAUGCAAACUGAUUACUGGAACCUACAUUUAACCAGUUCACUGAUUUUGUUAUUAGUUUUAUUUUUAUCACAUUUUUUCACAAGUAUCAGAAAAUACAAGUACGUAAAGACUGGUAACUUGCCGGAUAAGACAUUCUAAUAUGCUUGUCUCUGUUAAAACACUCUUACACUAAAAUGACAUCACGUUAACGUGCGGUGACGUCAAAGCUUUUGUUGCGACCAAGAACGUGCGCUUCUAUAUUUUAUCUUCUGUUUAAGAUUAAUGGCAUAUUAAGAAUCGAAACACUUUAUAGCAAAAGAGUGUUUUAACACUUUUUAUACACUCGGGCGAUAAUAGGUCGUACAAAUAAUUUCACUCGGGCUAUGCCCUCGUGCAAUUAUUACGCCCGACGUAUAACCGCCCAUCGUGCAUAAAUUAUAUAUUUUUGCUAUUACUGUAAACAAAGGGGUAAAAGUAUUUUUAAUAUCACCAUCAUACAUCUCUUUCUUGUAACUGUUACAUGUACAUUUUUUUAUAGAAUUUGUGAUGACUUAUGAGUUAAUAUUUUUGUCGUUAGUUUAAUAUUUUUUCUGAUCUUACAUAUAUACAUGUAUAUGUUCGCAGCGUUGCUUUCAUUUGUUUAUGUGACUGUAUGUUGAUAUUUAUAAAUUUAGUUUAAUGUAUUCACAUAUAUAUGCAAACUGAUAAAUUACGAAAUUAAAUACGAACACCUA
This is a messenger RNA of Mercenaria mercenaria, 6153 nucleotides long. Its product is annotated as plipastatin synthase subunit A-like. Bases 456 to 3695 code for a protein of 1079 amino acids. Lineage: Eukaryota; Metazoa; Mollusca; Bivalvia; Venerida; Veneridae. Gene Ontology annotation, biological process: amino acid activation for nonribosomal peptide biosynthetic process; secondary metabolite biosynthetic process. Gene Ontology annotation, cellular component: cytoplasm. The transcript is spliced from 3 exons. Gene Ontology annotation, molecular function: catalytic activity; phosphopantetheine binding. The record is from RefSeq and is a predicted model, not a curated record.